GUAAAUUAUGUUGUUCAUUUUUCAUUGAAGAUAUGUGUGUUUAAUUCUUUAUUUCCAUAUAUUACACUGUUGAAGGUUGAGUUUUUCUCGAUUUCACCGUAUCCAAACGUUACAAGCUGAAGUGAUAUAAGGACGUAGAGUUUUCAUAGACUCCAAGACGAUGUCAAUACUGUCUUUAGCCAUCGACUUCGGGACGACUUACAGUGGCUAUGCGUAUUCGUUCAAAGAUAAACCAGACAAGAUAUCAACAAAUCAGAGAUGGGCCAAACAUUUGACUUCCCUGAAAACUCCCACCGUUCUGCUGUUAAACCAAAGCAAAGAAUUUGACAGUUUCGGCUACGAAGCGGAGGAACGCUACGCUGAUCUGUUAUUGGACGAAAGCGACGAAGGCUGGAUGCUCUUCCGGAAGUUUAAAAUGAUCCUUUACCAAAACACAAAACUUGACGAAAAGACCACUGUCCAAGAUUUAACGAAGAAAAAGGAAAUGCCUGCGUUAAAGAUAUUUUCACUUUCCUUGAAAUACCUAAAAGACCACGCAUUGGACAACUUGAACUUGGAGCGGCUUUGUAUCACUGAACAAGACAUCACGUUUGUCGUUACUGUUCCGGCUAUCUGGGACGACCGAGCUCGUAUGUUCAUGAGGGAAGCGGCUGUCGAGGCAGGCAUACCAAGAAACCAGUUGGUUAUGGCCCUGGAGUCUGAGGCGGCUUCUGUCUGGUGCCAAAGGGUCCCUGUGGCCAUGGACAAAUCCGCCUUUACGCAGGACAACUCGCGAUACAUGGUCGUGGACUUGGGAGGUGGUACGGCUGAUAUCACAGUCCAUCAGAAGUUGCGGACCGGACAGCUGAAACAGCUUUGCGCGGAUUUUGGGGGCAAAUGGGGAGGACAGGAAGUGGACAACAACUUCAUCCAACUACUUACUAGAUGUCUCGGACGGGAGGCGAUGAAUACGUUUUAUGACGAAUGCCUACAUGACGUUUCUAUUGCGAAGGAUAAACUCAAAAUCGACGCCGAGAUUAUCAAACGGAUGUUUGUUGACUGCAUUUCAAAGACAAUUGAUGCAAUCAAAGAUAAAUUUAAAGGAGAUCCGAGGAUUUCAGAUGUUAAAAAUGUGCUGGUCGUUGGCGGCUUUGCUGAAUGUGCGAUAGUUCAAGCUGAAAUGAAGGAACGCCUUCUUAAAGUGAAGAAGAAGCUCGUGUUUCCCCCAGAAGCUGGACUUGCUGUUCUCAAUGGCGCCGUUUUGUUUGGCCACGAACCAACAAUAAUUGCAAGCAGGAAGACGAAAUUUACAUACGGCUUGAAGAAGAAAACGGACGGGAAAAACACAAUUCAUAUCUUUAUUGAAAAGGAAGAAGAGUAUUCAAAUGGACAUGUAGUCACUGUCAAUGAUUGGCCGUUGUUGGAUAAGAAAGGCGGAUAUGCGACAUUUGAACUCUUCAUGUCGACGAGUAAAACACCAAAGUUCGUUACUGAUCCCACUUGCAAGAACGUAGGAAAACUGGAAAUGAAAGUUCACAAUAGCUGCACUGCAUGUGAAGUUUCCCUCGUGUUUGACACAGAUGCCGUUAUGCUAAGAAUAAAGGAACCGGAAACAGGAGAUAAGAUACGUCUCCGAAGUUUUGAUCAGCCACCUGCCACAAAACAUUGCUUACAGGACUUCGUGUUUGUUCUUGAAGAAUGUGGUUAUAAAAGAUUAGCAGCAAAACUGUACCUUUCCCUUUUCAAAUUGGACGCGGCUACAAGUGUUAACCAUGUACAUAAAACGACAUCAGGUCAAAGGCCAUUGUUAAGCAAAAUGGUUGUUAACUUGAAAAAGAUGGUGGAUGAUGCACAGUUCACUGAUCCUCGGCUUGCAUUAAGCCAAUUAAGUGACAGGUUUAUCCUAAAAAUGCGAAACGAAAGUAAUGAUUAUCGGAGACAAAUUCUUGCUGACAAAUGUGUAGCAGUUAUUGGUGCAGAAAUCGAUGCGAUAGCUAUUACAUUUGACAAAGGUCUUCGCGAAAGAGAUGUCUUCACCAAAAUGAAAAGUCUCACAAGCGAAACAAGUAAUACACUACUUACAGAUGGUGUGUAUUUUGGCCGUUUAGCAAAUGCAAAUGCUAUUGCAGGACGUUUCGAAGAAAGCGAAGAUAUGCUCAGAGCUGCUCGUUGUAAAGCAUUCCAUAUUGGUCCCUGCUUUGAACUUUUGUUUAUGAUUGUAAUCGAAGUGCAAGUUAGACUGUAUAGCUUUGAAAAGAUGCCAACACCAGAAAAAAGGCGGGCACUGUUAAUGUGGGGUAGGAUGGGUCUUGAAUGUGCUAAAGAGGAAAAUUUGGAUGGUAAAACUAUGUGGAGAAGAUCGUUUAUUUUGAGAAUGGUAUUCUGCUUGCUUGGUCUCGGGAACCGUGCAAACGUUAUUGAAAAUUGUCCUGUUGACGAUACAUGCAUUGUAGAAGCAAAGGAACUUCUUGCCGAUAUUGACAGAAACUGGACCGGUAUCGAGACAAGAAGAAAAAUGUUUUACUAUGUUGCUAGAGCUAGAAUAGCGGAGUUGACAAAACAGUACCAAGACUGCCUGGACAAUUUACGAUUCUCCAUGAACCUUGCCCUUGAAGGCCACUUUGACGAAUUUGGAUUCAUUUCAACUUACUUUGAUAAGGUAAACUCUCUGACGCAUCUGAGAAGUAAACAUACAGGCACCAUAGUAGGGGGAGAACCGGAGACGGAAGUGCUUGAUGAAAUUAUAUUAGAUGAAACAAGAAACUAUGCUUUAAUUAAAAACCCGUCAUUUAACCAGAGUCUCGACACUAUCAGCAUCUGUACAUUUGAUGAUGAUGAAACCAUUCCAAAACACAGGCUUUACUCCCCAGUAGCAUGGAAUUCAACAUCAAGAGUGGCCCUUCUUCAAUUUCGUUCAGAUCAGGACACACAUCCAUCGGUUGAAUAUCAGUUAAGAUGUGAAGGAGAUAAUACCUUUCAAGAAACAAGGAGUCAGUCAGUAAACUUCGAGCGAGAGAACGAAAUAGUUUUAAUGAAACACAGAAGUCUUUCGUUUUCCGAUAAAAGCAAUAGUUCAUUCACAAAUACGAGGUUGACAGUAUUCAAACCAGGCAUAUCUGGUAGGUUUUGUAUGGAAAGUAUUACAACUAAACUGGAAAGCUAUACAGACCCAAAGGAAAUAUACUAUAUGCAACAAAUGAGCGCUAGUUUUGAAGGUGAAAGUACAUCUAAAUUUCCAAAAAGAAAGGAUGGCGUAAAAACAGAAAAAUGUGAAAGACUAAAUGUUGAUGAGGACAUUCUAAACUAUGGGCAUGAACAUGACUAUAGCAUCUACCAGCAAGAGUUCCAGAAGCCAGACGCCAUCAAUCAAAGUAAUGAAUCGAAGUUGUCAGUUCGAUUACCAUUAAGUGGCCGCACAUCAGCCGGCAACAGUGAUGCGGAUUCUUUAACGAAACCUAAAUGUUUGGUUUCCGCUGGACACACGUUCUCUACACAAAACCACUUACGUGGUGAAGAUCCACAUGUCAUAGAAACGUAUGACACUUUUAAAACUUCAGAACUAUGCAUGUCUAAUACUGAAAUGGAAGUCCGAAUUUCACCUGCCGGCCGUGACAGUGCUGGCAACACACCAUAUCAAACAAAAGAAAGGUCUUUAGGUUCUCAAGAAGGUAAUCAGAAAGACGGACACUCAAACGUAGAACAUUUAAAUGUGUACCAGUCGUUCAAAGAGUCAGAUUUAUCUGACAAUCUGUCUUCUCUAGAUAGCGAUGAAAUGUUUGGUGAUUGACAUGGUACAUGCGCUGAAUCUUACUGAGCCAAAGCUUUUACAAGGACAUCCACAACGUUUGGUGAUUAACACGUUACAUGCGCUGCAUCUUACUGAGCAGAAGAAAGUGAACGAGCUUUUAACAAGGACAUCCACAAUAUUUGAUUGCAAGGUUUCAAUUCGUAUGUUUUGGUUUCAUGUGCAUCUUUUUUCGUGUUUAUGGUAGAGUUGGUGACAUAUCACUCCGCAUUUUGCGUGUUGUUUCAUAUCUUCAUAGCUUUCUUGAAUCUUUUCAAAUAGAGUUUAUGUUUUUAAGUGUUAUUUUUCCUCAAAAAGGUCAGUAAGGACUCUGAGUUUGUUUCGGUCCUGAUAGUUUUGUUUGCUGUGUAUUUACCGAUUAAUGGUAGUCGAGAUCAUAGAUAUGAAUAUUUGAUUUCUGGUAACCAGAUAUUAUUUUUGUUUAUUUUAAUGCAUUGAAAGUAAAAAAGUUAUUCUAAAUACCAUUUUACAAAUAAGAUUGUUUUAUUACCUGAAAGGUUUCAAAUUUCACGUUCGA
This is a messenger RNA of Mya arenaria, 4301 nucleotides long. RefSeq lists its product as uncharacterized. The transcript has 8 exons. Gene Ontology annotation, molecular function: ATP-dependent protein folding chaperone; ATP binding. The coding region runs from base 161 to 3766 and encodes 1201 amino acids. NCBI's taxonomy places the organism in Eukaryota, Metazoa, Mollusca, Bivalvia, Myida, Myidae. The record is from RefSeq and is a predicted model, not a curated record.